Messenger RNA from Pieris macdunnoughi, 564 nucleotides. The record is from the annotation of a GenBank genome assembly. NCBI's taxonomy places the organism in Eukaryota, Metazoa, Arthropoda, Insecta, Lepidoptera, Pieridae.
AUGAACUACAUAAGGCUGCGAAAACACGAAAAUAUUUGCAUUUUAAUAUUAGGCAGCAAAAUGGAUACUAGGAUUUGUUUAUUGUUCAGUGUUUUGAUUAUUGCGAAUGUAAAUGCAUUCGCGAAGCGAGAUGUGGUCACUGAGGUAGAAGGGGCGGAAGAAGCGUCAAACGCAGAAACCUCGUACGGCAUUAUUGAGAGAGUCAAGUACUGCUACGGUGAAACUCUGUCAAAUACUGUCAAUAUUGUCAAAAACGAGCAUUUGCAGCCUUUACUUAGCUUUUUCGAACACUCGUGGAACAAAAUUCGAAGAUAUGAGUCCGAAGGUCCAAAAUAUGAGCGUUAUAGCAAAGACAAGACCCCAAUCACAUGGGACAUCUUCCAGCAUGACAUAAAGGAAUUUAGAAAUUGUGUUCGCCAAACCUUGACCGAGAUAGUGGAUGACGUUACAGAGACGAAGCUGCAACCACUGUUCCAUAACGUUGAAGAGCAUUUGGGAAAACUUACUAGAGUGGUUGACGUACUGACUACAACUAGGGAAAGAAAACCACAGGAUCAAGAUUAA